UGUGUACUAUAUGGACAAAUAGUGCAAUUGUGCAACCAGUAAAUUCAUCACGGUUUUCUCAGGAAGUCCGGUUGGUUAAAAUCUAUCCACCGUCCACCGUGAGUACAAAGGUGCUCGUGGCAAUUGUAGCUCCAAAGCCACUAGAGCAAUCGCAGUCCCAAGCCAUUACAGUAAGGCUCCCCAUAUGUGAUCUACAAGCCAUCUCCACAGCCCCCAGGUGGCACCAUCCCCAGCAAUCCAAACGGUUCUUUAGGCCGUCCAUAUGGGACCACCCUCAGCAGCAGCGAGCGAACUCAACCGAUGAGAACUCCAACCAGAAGUAGGGCAUCAGGAUGGUCAGAAAGGGGUCAGGGGAAGGGGUCAGGAUCACUGGAAUCUCAGAAGUAGCAUGUGUAGCUCGACAGAGAGUGAGGGAGAAAGAGAGAUGGAGAGAGAGGGAGAGAUUGUUAGGUAAGCUUUUGUCCUCUAAUGGUUAAGGACAAUGUACUUUGAGUGCAGAGUACAAGCAGGGACAAGGGGCAAGACUAGCUAUGACAGCAUAACUAAAAGGGAGAGCCAGAAGCUAACACAUACAUGAAGGCACCCUGGGACAUAAGGCAGCCAGCCACUCCACCGUCGACAAACGACAGACUGAUUCGUUCUGAUUAUGCGAAUGGUCUAGAUUAUGCUGUCAUAGAAAUGUAUUCAGCCCUUUCUGACAAUCAGAUUUGAUAAUUCAGCAGUGCUGUGGUAUAAUUUGUAUAUAUCACAUGACCAAUUGACUGCUUUUCUUUGUUAUGCUAAACCACAUUGCUUUUUAUUCCGUACUGAAAUGUUGGGAAAUUCAGCUUAGCUCUGCCCAGAAUGAACAUUACCACAUAUCUCAUUCUCACAAGUUUUCCUUAGAAUUAGGAAAGCUCAGUGCCUAAAACAUUUAGUAGCUGGGCAAAGUAAUCAAGUGCCAAACAUCAUGAGUGUCUCCAUAGAGCCCCAUACUCAUUACAAAAACAGAAGUGUGAAAAAACAAAGACCUCAAACACCAGCAUGUCAUUUCAGUUUUGGCUUUGAGCUCCAAAGGACUAUCAGAUUUUCAUGACUGUUUAAUGUUUGAUGCUGAAACGCAAUGAUGUUGAACAACAGCAGUGAUCUUUGGGAGGUCACAACAUUCAGCACAACAACAUAUGAUUACUCUGAUUUUGAAACUGUUGAACCAUGUGAUUAUGGAACCCAUGCAAGACAUUUUCUCCCAGUGCUCUACUCCCUAUUCUUCAUUGUGGGCUUCCUGGGAAACAUGCUGGUGUUGUGGGUGAUCCUGAGGGGUGCUCAUUUGAAAAGCAUGACUGAUGUGUCUCUCCUGAACCUGGCCAUUGCUGACCUUCUACUAAUCUUCUCUCUCCCCUUCCUGGCUCACUAUGCCAGAGAUACCUGGGUUUUUGGCAGUUUCAUGUGCACUCUGGUCCUCGGUGUGUACUACAUUGGAUUUUAUGCCGGCAUUUUCUUUAUUGUGCUGAUGAGUGUCGAUAGAUACUUUGCUAUUGUCCAUUCUGUGUUUGCCUUGAGAAUCCGAACAAAGGCUUAUGGGAUUUUAGCUAGCAUGGUCAUCUGGAUUAUAGCUAUUGCAGCAUCAUUUCCCGAGCUACUGUAUCUUGGAGUUGAAACUAAUAAGAAAGAAGUACUUUGCAGUGCUUAUCCGAAAGGUAAAGGUCACAAUGAUGUGAGAAGUGCAGCUUUCAUUAAAAUGAAUGUUUUGGGCCUGCUAAUUCCACUGAUUAUUGUGGGAUUUUGCUACUCGAUGGUGCUCCGGAGGCUUCGGAGCCUUCGUACAUCCAAGAAACUGGCCAUUCGUCUUGUUGCUGUAGUCAUGGUGGUCUUCUUCUGCUGUUGGAUACCAUACAACAUUGCAGCAUUCCUCAAAGCACUGGAACUGAAGCUCAUCCUGCCUCCAGGGUGUGAGCUCAGCAAAAGGAUCCAGCUGAUGCUGCAAGUCACUGAAGCCGUGGCAUACUCACACAGCUGCCUCAAUCCAUUCCUCUAUGUGUUUGUGGGUGAAAAGUUCAGGAGGCACCUCGCCAGGCUUCUGCGCCAGACGCCAUGCAUCCAUGUGCAGUGUAUGAAGAGCUACAUGACCCAGGCCGCAGCCUCUGUGUAUUCACAGACCACGAGUGUGGAAGACCGCUCCACUGCGUUCUGAAUGGUGGCGGUUUUCAGAGAAACAUAUAAUCUUAUUUCACAACUCAGCUUACCAUUCCAUGCUCUGUUUUUAAAUGUUCUGUACACUUUCAGAAAAAAAGUAUACUAAACUGUACCUUUCCUUUUCAUUGGAGUAAUACCUUUAUCUUUUGUACCUCUAAUAUGUAUCCUUAACCUGAAAAUGUGGAUAUAGUGUAUCUCAUACAGUAUAGUGUAAAAAUUAAAAGUACAUAAUUGGACUAUAAUUACCUGUUAGAGUAAAGUCUGGAUUAUAUUUGCUUUUAAUGGAGGUCACAGCUCUGUGUAGGCCAUUUGUGUUCUUCCACACCAUCCUUGGCAAACCAUGUCUUUAUAAACCUCACUUUGUACACAGGGGCAUUGUCAUGCUGCAACACAUUUGGCCCUUUAGUUCUAGGGAGGUUAUAAUGCUACAACAUACAUAGACAUUCUAGACAGUUCCAAAUUUGUGGCAACAGUUUGGGGAAGGCUCACAUAUCGGUGUGAAGGUCCACAUGCUUUUGGCCAUAUAGUGUAUAGAACUAAGAGUUCCACAUUUUCUAGUAUUGCAACCUGGAAUUGAAAUGGACUUAUUUGGGAUAUUAGCCCAAUUAACACCUUAUAACACAGUGAACUAUGGUGGUGGUAGGAUCAUGUCAGGUUGACAAUUACCCUUGGCUUAUUAUUAUUAUUAUUAUUAUUAUUAUUAUUAUUAUUAUUGGCCUACCUAUCAUUAAUAUUGAAAUGGGAGGAAAAAUCAAUAUAGUUUGCAAUGUUAUUUACAAUUUAAAAAAAAAAAUGUUGCCAGAAACCCCCUAAUUUAGUGCAAGCAAUUGCCACUAGAUGUCUCAUACUGUAACUAGUUCAAUUGUAAGGGUUAUUUCAAGCAGAUUCAUGAAAUCCCAGUUUAUUUCCAGGUUUUAAUACUAUAAAAUGUUGUAUCUAGAGGGUUAAUUACUAUAAUUACUUUAUAGUUGCACUGUAAAUAAAGGUAUAGAAAAAUACAUUUAAAAAAAAUGCCAUGAAGAUUUUAAUAUAUUAAUUUACUAUUCUGACUUCUCACUAGUAGUUGUGCUUACUAAUAUAAAGCUUUACUGAGCUCAUCCUUAUGACUUUUUAAAUAAUACUGUGAUGUCAUUUAUUAACAUAGUUUUGAGUCAAUUCCAUACAUUAUCAUGUAGUGAUUUCAGCUAAUAACACUGUUUAGAACUUGUAUUUCUGAAGAAUGAUGGAAACUGGUUUGAAAAAAAAAACAAAAAGUUUUUUUUUCAUAUAUUAUGAAAUGAAAGCAGUUCCUUUUUUCUUCUCUUUUUUCUUGGGGUUACUUGGUAAACAUAUUUUUAAAGGGGUGAAUUAUUGCAUCUGUAGAGGUUUUUGGUGGUCUUCUGCUAUAGCAUUAUUCAUGGUGUGCAUGUACUCAUUUUCUUCUUAUUUGACGACUGAGUCUUUGUUCCUAUCUGAAGAAUCGCUCAAUGCAUCUUCCCAUUCUCAUACACUUUAUCUAAAUCUAUUUUUAAGACAACUUCAGAUGAAAUUUUGCCAAAGCAGCAGUAUGUGUAAGUUGUAACAUUUUACUGCUUUAAAGGAUGAAAUAAAUAAUGAUAAUUAUCUUUUACAUGUGCAUCUUUCUCAUUUCAGUUCUGUUCAUUGAAUUUACAGCAUAUAAAUUAUAUAGACAGAAAAAGCAAACAGAGAGAGAGAGAGAGAGAGAGAGAGAGACAGAG
Messenger RNA from Pangasianodon hypophthalmus (striped catfish), 3890 nucleotides. Its product is annotated as C-C chemokine receptor type 3. NCBI's taxonomy places the organism in Eukaryota, Metazoa, Chordata, Actinopteri, Siluriformes, Pangasiidae. The coding region runs from base 1103 to 2170 and encodes 355 amino acids. Gene Ontology annotation, molecular function: chemokine receptor activity. The record is from RefSeq and is a predicted model, not a curated record. Gene Ontology annotation, cellular component: membrane. The transcript has 3 exons. Gene Ontology annotation, biological process: G protein-coupled receptor signaling pathway; chemotaxis; immune response.